Molecule: messenger RNA, 1718 nt
Organism: Peromyscus leucopus (white-footed mouse)
Lineage: Eukaryota; Metazoa; Chordata; Mammalia; Rodentia; Cricetidae
Product: membrane-spanning 4-domains subfamily A member 4A-like
Exons: 7
Coding region: 724-1380 (218 amino acids)
Cellular component (GO): membrane; Golgi apparatus
Source: RefSeq, a predicted model, not a curated record
CCAACAUGCUGCCUCUUGAUGGACAUUUAUUGUAAAUCACAAACAGUGGGAUUUUAUGAAAAACCCCACAUGAAAAGUAUGCAUAGACAGUUUUCUAGGGAAAGAAAGGGAACAUGAAAAUGUGUGAAACUGUCAUAAACAGGCAUUUGUUUGUUUUUGCUGUUUUGAGAGAGGUUGUCUCUAUGAAGCUCUGGCUGGCUAUGAGUCACAAUCCUUCAGACUCAGACUCCUGGGUAAAAAAAAUGGGACUCAAGGCAUACACCACCAACCUUGUCUGAAAUGGGCUUUUAAAUGGGUUGAAGGGCUAUGAUGAUGACUUUGUCCUGUUGAGUACACACACUGAUACGCUCAGGGAAAGCUGUGCUGUUGUGAUCUGAAAAAUUGUGACAGACACUGCUUUUUUAGUGCAUUCCUCCACCCCCAUUCCCCCCAAAAACAACACACACACACACACACACACACACACACACACACACACACGUCAAAGAGGCAGAAUCAUUGGAUACUUCUGCUAAUAAAAGGGGAACUAGUUGUGUUUCUUAGAGAACCUCCACAGGAACCUUUAGGAUUCAGAAAAAGUACGGGACUUACGCUGAGUGGCACAUGGACUGUGGGCAAGACAUCACAUCUGAACAAAAAACCUGAGGCUCGUUCCUGAAGACUGGUCUUCACCUGAUACAUAACAGGCUUUCUAAUUGAGAGACAAGAACUGCUUCUGCUGCCAUGAUAACCAUACAAGGAAUAGAACACACUGCAUUGGAAGCUGGCUAUGAUGCCCAGAAAGUGGGACAACAGCCUUUAUAUGUGAAUUCACUUUCGUGGAAAAGGAUGACAGAGAAGUUCUUGAAGGGAGAACCCAAAAUCCUUGGGGUUGUGCAGAUUGUGAUUGCCCUCAUGAACCUCAGCAUAGGAAUCACGAUGAUAAGUGCUAUUGUGCCAUCUGGUGAGAUUCUCCCUGUCUCAGUGUAUAUAGGGUACCCAAUCUGGGGAUCUCUGAUGUUUAUUAUUUCAGGAUCAUUCUCAAUUGUAGCAGGAAGAAGGACUACAAAAGGUUUGGUUCGAAGUAGCCUAGGCCUGAACAUCACCAGCUCCGUGUUUGCUAUCUCAGGGAUCAUAAUCAGCUCACUGAGCCCAGGCAUUUAUUCUUUCCAUUUCUACUACUGUGCAUAUAGAAACUCUUCAGAAAGCUGUCAUAUGACCAUGUACAUUUUAAUUGGUCUGGAUAUUGUGGUAGCCAUUUUAAGUGUGCUGGAGUUCUGCAUUGCUGUGUCUCUUUCUGCCUUUGGAUGCAGAGUGAUGUGUUGUAACCCCGGUGGGGUCGUGGUAAUUAUGCCAUCAAGUCCUCCCACGAAAGAAACACCAUGUCCUAUAUCACUUUAAGGAGGUUUGGUACCACCGGCACACCAAGAGAAAAAUCUUCCAGAAAAUCUGCAGUGAUUUUUUUUUCAAGAACCACACAUGGGGAAACACAAGACUUCAACUCUGAUGUGGAUCUCUCUCUCACUCUCUCUCUCUCUCUCUCUCUCUCUCUCUCUCUCUCUCUCUCUCUGUCUGUCUUUGUGGUGUGUGUGUGUGUGUGUGUGUGUGUGUGUGUGUGUGUGUGUGUGUGUGUUUGGAAUGACAUUCUCAUGUUUCCCCAGGAACUUGGCUGAUCAUUCCAUUGGCUUUUCAUAAGAAUAUCAUAAUGGAAUAAAUAAACCAUCUAUUUACUAGCUAAA